Candoia aspera is the source of this 5921-nucleotide messenger RNA. Its product is annotated as myosin-6. Bases 1 to 5817 code for a protein of 1938 amino acids. The transcript has 39 exons. Gene Ontology annotation, cellular component: myosin II complex; myosin filament; cytoplasm. The record is from RefSeq and is a predicted model, not a curated record. Lineage: Eukaryota; Metazoa; Chordata; Lepidosauria; Squamata; Candoiidae. Gene Ontology annotation, molecular function: ATP binding; microfilament motor activity; actin filament binding.
AUGAGUGACGCACCCAUGGCCGAGUUCGGAGCAGCGGCUCCCUACCUUCGCAAAUCGGACAAGGAACGCCUAGAAGCACAGACCCGGCCCUUUGAUAGCCGCAAUGAAUGUUUUGUGCCCGACGAGAAAGAGGAGUUUGUCAAGGCCAAAGUGUUGAGCCGGGAAAGUGGGACUGUCACCGUGCAGACGGAGAACGGCAAGACGGUGACGGUGAGGGAGACCGAUGUCCACCAGCAGAACCCGCCCAAGUUCGACAAGAUCGAGGACAUGGCCAUGCUCACCUUUCUGAACGAACCGGCCGUGCUCUACAACCUGAAGGAGCGCUACGCCUCCUGGAUGAUCUAUACGUAUUCAGGCCUCUUCUGUGUUACGGUCAACCCUUACAAAUGGCUCCCCGUCUACAAUGCUGAGGUUGUAGCUGCCUACAGGGGCAAAAAAAGAAGCGAAGCCCCACCCCAUAUUUUCUCAAUCUCCGACAAUGCGUACCAAUACAUGUUGACAGAUCGAGAAAACCAAUCUAUCCUCAUCACUGGAGAAUCCGGUGCGGGGAAGACGGUCAACACUAAACGAGUCAUCCAGUACUUUGCCAGUAUUGCUGCCAUCGGGGACCGCAAGAAAGAGGCUGCCAACUCCACCAAGGGGACUCUGGAAGAUCAAAUCAUCCAGGCCAACCCAGCCUUAGAAGCCUUCGGCAACGCCAAGACUGUCCGGAAUGACAACUCCUCCCGUUUUGGUAAAUUCAUCCGGAUUCAUUUCGGGGCAACGGGGAAGUUGGCAUCUGCUGAUAUUGAGACUUAUCUCCUGGAGAAGUCUCGUGUUAUUUUUCAGCUCAAAGCUGAGAGAAAUUACCACAUAUUUUACCAGAUCUUGUCCAAUAAGAAGCCAGAACUUCUAGACCUCCUCUUGGUCACCAAUAACCCUUACGACUACCAUUACAUUUCCCAAGGAGAGGUAACGGUGGCCUCCAUUGAUGACUCUGAGGAGCUGAUGGCUACAGAUAGUGCCUUUGAUGUCCUGGGUUUCACCCCAGAGGAGAAAGUUGGCGUCUACAAACUAACGGGUGCCAUCAUGCACUAUGGGAACAUGAAGUUCAAGCAGAAGCAGCGUGAGGAACAGGCUGAGCCAGAUGGGACAGAGGAUGCAGAUAAAUCUGCCUACUUGAUGGGUCUCAAUUCAGCUGACUUGGUCAAGGGGCUCUGCCACCCUCGAGUGAAGGUUGGCAAUGAAUAUGUCACCAAAGGGCAAAAUGUCCAACAGGUGUAUUAUUCCAUUGGUGCCCUGGCUAAGUCUGUGUAUGAGAAAAUGUUCAGCUGGAUGGUGGUCAGGAUCAAUAACACUUUGGAGACCAAGCAGCCUCGGCAGUAUUUCAUUGGAGUGCUGGACAUUGCAGGAUUUGAGAUCUUUGAUUUCAACAGCUUUGAGCAACUCUGCAUCAACUUCACCAAUGAGAAGCUACAGCAGUUCUUCAACCAUCACAUGUUUGUGCUGGAACAAGAAGAGUACAAGAAGGAGGGCAUUGAAUGGGUGUUCAUUGACUUUGGCAUGGACCUGCAGGCCUGCAUUGACCUCAUUGAGAAGCCUCUAGGCAUAAUGUCCAUCCUGGAAGAAGAGUGCAUGUUCCCCAAAGCCACCGACAUGACCUUCAAGGCCAAGCUGUACGAUAACCACCUGGGCAAGUCGGCCAACUUUGGGAAAGCCCGCAACACCAAGGGCAAGCCAGAGGCACAUUUUGCCCUCGUCCACUACGCUGGCACCGUUGACUACAACAUCAAUGGGUGGCUGGAGAAGAACAAGGACCCCCUCAAUGAGACUGUGGUGGGGCUCUACCAGAAAUCGGCCCUGAAGCUCCUGGCUACACUCUUCUCUACUUAUGCUGGCAGUGAGGCUGGUGGAGAAGGCGGGAAAGGAAAAGGCUCCAAGAAGAAAGGGUCAUCUUUCCAGACUGUCUCAGCACUUCACCGGGAGAAUCUGAACAAGUUGAUGGCCAACCUCAAAACCACCCACCCUCAUUUUGUGCGGUGCAUCAUCCCCAAUGAACGAAAGGCACCUGGUGUAAUGGACAACCCCUUGGUCAUGCACCAAUUACGCUGCAAUGGAGUCCUGGAGGGGAUCCGAAUCUGCCGGAAGGGAUUCCCCAACCGGAUUCUCUACGGGGACUUCAGGCAAAGGUACCGCAUCCUAAAUCCUGCGGCCAUCCCGGAGGGCCAGUUCAUAGACAGCCGGAAGGGGGCAGAAAAACUUUUGGGCACCCUGGACAUUGACCACAACCAGUACAAAUUUGGUCAUACCAAGGUAUUUUUCAAGGCAGGGUUGCUGGGCCAGCUGGAGGAGAUGCGUGAUGAACGCCUGUCCCGUAUCAUCACACGCAUCCAGGCCCGGGCAAGGGGUCAGCUCAUGCGCAUUGAGUUCAAGAAGAUUGUGGAGCGGAGGGACGCCUUGCUCGUUAUUCAGUGGAACAUCCGUGCGUUCAUGGGAGUGAAAAAUUGGCCUUGGAUGAAGCUCUUCUUCAAGAUCAAGCCUUUGCUGAAGAGCGCGGAGACAGAGAAGGAGAUGCAGACGAUGAAAGAGGAAUUUGGGAGGCUGAAGGAAGCGCUGGAGAAGUCAGAAGCCCGGAGAAAAGAACUGGAGGAGAAGAUGGUUUCAUUGCUGCAGGAGAAGAAUGACCUCCAGCUGCAAGUUCAGGCUGAGCAGGACAAUCUGAACGAUGCUGAGGAACGCUGCGACCAGCUGAUCAAGAACAAGAUCCAGCUGGAGGCCAAGGUGAAAGAGAUGACCGAACGGAUAGAGGAUGAGGAGGAAAUGAACGCCGAGCUCACCGCUAAGAAGCGGAAGCUGGAAGAUGAGUGUUCAGAACUGAAGAAGGACAUAGAUGAUUUGGAGCUAACCUUGGCUAAGGUGGAGAAGGAGAAACACGCAACGGAGAACAAGGUGAAAAACCUAACUGAAGAAAUGGCUGGUCUGGAUGAGAUCAUUGCAAAACUUACUAAGGAGAAGAAAUCACUGCAGGAGGCCCACCAGCAAGCAUUAGAUGACUUCCAAGUUGAAGAAGACAAAGUCAACAGUCUCACCAAAGCCAAAAUGAAGCUGGAACAACAAGCAGAUGAUUUGGAAGGUUCUCUGGAACAGGAGAGGAAGAUGCGGAUGGAUCUUGAACGGUCCAAGAGGAAGCUUGAAGGAGACUUUAAGUUGGCACAAGAGAACAUUAUGGACUUAGAGAAUGACAAACAACAGCUGGAAGAAAAAAUUAAAAAGAAAGAGUUUGACAUCAACCAGCUGAACAGCAAGAUUGAAGACGAACAGGCUCUGGCCUCACAGUUGCAGAAGAAACUGAAGGAGCUACAGGCACGGAUUGAGGAGCUGGAAGAGGAGAUUGAGGCGGAGCGCACGGCCCGCGCCAAGGUCGAAAAACAACGCUCUGACAUUUCACGAGAACUCGAGGAGAUCAGUGAGCGGCUGGAGGAGGCCGGAGGAGCCAACUCGGUCCAGGUUGAGCUGAACAAGAAGCGAGAGACCGAGUUCCAGAAGAUGCGGCGUGACCUGGAAGAGGCCACACUGCAGCACGAGGCCACAGCGGCCACCUUGCGCAAGAAGCAUGCUGAUUCUGUGGCGGAGCUGGGCGAGCAGAUCGACAACCUGCAACGCGUGAAGCAGAAGCUGGAGAAGGAGAAGAGCGAGCUGAAGCUAGAACUGGAUGACGUUGCUUCCAACAUGGAGCAGAUUCUGAAGGCCAAGGCAAACUUAGAGAAGAUGUGCCGCACGGUGGAGGACCAGUCUGCAGAUUACCGCGCCAAGUUGGAAGAAACACAGAGGACUCUCAAUGACACCAACACGCAGAGAGCGAAGCUGCUGACUGAAAAUGGAGAACUCACUCGGCAGCUCGAAGAGAAAGAGGCGCUUAUUUCUCAGCUCACUCGUGGGAAACAGUCCUACACCCAGCAAAUGGAGGACCUGAAAAGACAGUUGGAAGAGGAGUCCAAGGCCAAAAACGCUCUGGCGCACGCUCUGCAGUCAUCCCGCCAUGACUGUGACCUGCUGAGAGAGCAGUACGAAGAGGAGAUGGAGGCCAAAUCUGAGCUGCAGCGCUUGCUCUCCAAGGCCAACUCCGAGGUGGCCCAGUGGAGAACCAAGUACGAAACUGAUGCCAUCCAGAGAACGGAGGAGCUGGAGGAGGCCAAGAAGAAGCUGGCCCAGCGGCUGCAGGAGGCCGAGGAAGCGGUGGAGGCCGUGAAUGCCAAAUGUUCCUCCCUGGAGAAGACCAAACACCGUCUGCAGAACGAGAUUGAAGACCUCAUGGUGGACGUGGAGCGCUCAAACGCGGCUGCAGCUGCCCUGGACAAGAAGCAAAGGAACUUCGACAAGAUUCUUUCUGAAUGGAAGCAGAAGAACGAAGAAUCUCAGGCAGAGCUGGAGUCAUCACAGAAGGAGUCCCGCUCGCUCAGCACGGAGCUCUUCAAGCUGAAGAAUGCCUACGAGGAGUCCCUGGAGCACCUGGAGACACUGAAAAGGGAGAACAAGAAUUUGCAAGAGGAGAUUUCGGACCUCACGGAACAGCUGGGCCAAGGGGCCAAAAGCAUGCAUGAGUUGGAGAAGGCGAAGAAGCAGCUUGAGUCUGAGAAGGCGGAGUUACAGGCAGCCCUGGAGGAGGCCGAGGCCUCUCUGGAACACGAGGAAGGAAAGAUCCUCCGAGCUCAGCUGGAGUUCAACCAAAUCAAGGCUGAAAUUGAGCGCAAGUUGGCUGAGAAGGACGAGGAAAUGGAGCAGGCCAAGCGGAAUCACUUGAGGAUGGUGGACUCGCUCCAGGCAUCCUUAGACGCCGAGACCCGCAGCCGCAACGAGGCACUGAGGAUCAAGAAGAAGAUGGAGGGCGACCUCAACGAUAUGGAGAUCCAGCUUAGCCAAGCUAAUCGGGUGGCCGCUGAGGUUCAAAAGCACCUCAAAAUUGCUCAUGCCCACCUCAAGGACAACCAGAUUCAACUGGACGACGCCCUACGAGCCAACGAGGACUUGAAGGAGAACAUUGCCAUUGUGGAAAGGCGGAACACUCUGCUGCAGGCUGAGCUGGAAGAGCUACGCAGUGUGUUGGAGCAGACGGAGCGUGGACGGAAACUGGCAGAGCAGGAACUGACUGAGGCCAGUGAGAGGGUCCAGCUCCUUCACUCCCAGAAUACCAGCCUCAUCAACCAGAAGAAGAAGAUGGAGACUGAUCUGACCCAGCUUCAGUCAGAAGUGGAAGAAGCUGUGCAGGAGUGCAGAAACGCUGAGGAGAAGGCCAAGAAGGCCAUCACAGAUGCGGCCAUGAUGGCGGAGGAGCUGAAGAAGGAGCAGGACACCAGCGCCCACCUGGAGCGGAUGAAGAAGAACAUGGAGCAGACCAUCAAGGACCUGCAGAUGCGCCUGGACGAGGCGGAGCAGCUGGCCCUGAAGGGGGGCAAGAAGCAGCUGCAGAAGCUGGAGGCCCGGGUGCGAGAGCUGGAGAACGAGCUGGAGGCGGAGCAGAAGCGCAACGCGGAGAACAUCAAGGGCAUGCGCAAGUGUGAGCGCCGCAUCAAGGAGCUCACUUACCAGACCGAGGAGGAUAAGAAAAACUUGCUGAGACUCCAGGACCUGGUAGAUAAAUUGCAACUCAAGGUCAAAGCCUAUAAAAGACAAGCCGAAGAAGCAGAGGAACAGGCCAACACCAACCUUGCCAAAUUCCGGAAGGUCCAGCACGAGUUGGACGAAGCCGAGGAGCGGGCGGACAUUGCUGAGUCCCAGGUCAACAAGCUGAAGGCCAAAAGUCGUGAUGUGGGAGGAAAGAAGCUUCAUGAUGAGGAGUGAGGAAGUCUGGAAAAACUCAAUUUAGCCAAACCAGCAAUCAAUGAUUUUCGCCUUGAGAGGCCAUAACAUGAAUAUAGUGGUGAAUAAAUCUGAAUAGCAACUAG